Acanthosepion pharaonis is the source of this 762-nucleotide messenger RNA. NCBI's taxonomy places the organism in Eukaryota, Metazoa, Mollusca, Cephalopoda, Sepiida, Sepiidae. The record is from the annotation of a GenBank genome assembly.
AUGCCUGAGAAAGAAUACAUUACAAAUUUGCUCCCAAAGGAGGAGACGACACAAUCAAAGCCUUUAAGGUACAUCUCGAAGCAUCGUCCCCAAGUUGCAGAGGAGGAAAAACAGUCCAAGCGGCCAGCGAAAACAAUGGGACCCGCCAAAAUGCCUGUGCCUUCCACAAAGAAUUAUCUAAAAAAACACUCAAAGGAGCCGGGUCUCCCUGAAAAAAAGCCCUUCAAAUAUCCUGACGAUGAGAGAAAGCGUCCGCCUAUUCCGUGCAAAAAGGAUGUCCCGUUGAUGGGGUUAAAGUCAAACAAAAAUUUCGUGACAGAGAACGCCUUGGAAAACGUCACAGCUAUUCCAAGGAAGCCGACCAAAAUUUACUGUGACACACGCAAAGGAGACAAACAUCUACUCCAGCCGUCAGGCCUUGAACCAAAUUACGUUCAGAAGACGAAUUACGGCGAGGUUCCUCCAUAUCUGAAGAAAAGAGAAGAAGAGAUGAAAAAAGCACAAGAACAAUAUGACGCCUACAUCAGCGAGCACGUGAAACAGGGCGCCAUGAAGCACCUGAGUGAGGAAGAACGUGAAAGCAUUCUGGCCGGUCUGAAAAAGAACUGGGAAGCCGUGCACCACGAUUACCAAGGGAUGUCGGUGGUCACCGACACGAUUAUGAAGAAGAACAUCAAGGAACGGCUUGAGAUGAUGAUGAAACAGUUGGAACGAGACAUUGAGAUCAUUGAGAGACACAAGACCAUCUACAUUGCCAAUUGA